CGGCCGCGGUCUUCAGCAGGCACCCGGGGCGGAGUCUCCCUGACACCUGGCCUUGGAGGGACGCGGCUAGUGCCUGCUCCAGGCCUCUCGGCCGCGCAGUCAGCCUUAGUGUGCGGAAUCAGGUUCGAGCUUCGCCUUGUCCUCUUCUGCAUGCGUUACUGAACAGGACCAGUUGCCACGAGACUGAAGGCUGUAACUCUGGCCCCGGAAGUCUUCCCUGCUCUCUGGACAGCAAGUGUGUGCAGAAUGCCCCACAAGAUUGGAUUUGUAGUGGUCAGCUCCUCUGGACAUGAAGAUGGCUUCAGCGCCCGGGAACUAAUGAUCCACGCACCAACUGUCAGUGGGUGGAGGUCACCAAAAUUCUGCCAGUUUCCACAAGAGAUCGUUCUGCAGAUGGUGGAGCGGUGCAGAAUAAGGAAGCUGCAGCUGCUGGCUCACCAGUACAUGAUCUCCAGCAAAGUCGAGUUCUACAUCAGUGAGAGCCUGCCCGAGUACUUGGUGCCAUACCAAGCAGAGCGCUUCCGCAGACUGGGCUAUGUCUCCCUCUGUGACAAUGAAAAGACAGGCUGCAAAGCCCGGGAACUCAAGUCUGUUUAUGUGGACGCUGUGGGGCAGUUUCUUAAACUCAUUUUUCACCAAAACCACGCCAACAAGUACAACGUAUAUAAUCAGGUGGCUUUGGUUGCAAUAAAUAUCAUUGGAGACCCUGCAGAUUUGGGCGAUGAAAGCAAUACUACCUGUAGGGAGAAGCUGAUCGACCACUACCUGGGCCACAGUCCCCACAAUCCUGAGGACCCAGCCCUAGAUGGAACUUUUGCUGGGAGAUCUGAUUAUAUCUCUCCACUCGAUGACUUGGCGUUUGACAUGUACCAAGACCCUGAAGUCGCCCAGAUCAUCCGCAGGCUGGAUGAAAGGAAGCGGGAAGCAGCCAAGAAGGAGCGCUAUGACCAUGCAAAGAAACUGAAGCAAGCCAUCGCUGACUUGCAGAAGGUCGGUGAGCGCCUCGGGCGCUAUGAGGUGGAGAAGCGCCGUGCGGUGGAGAAGGAAGACUAUGACCUGGCCAAGGAGAAGAAACAGCAGAUGGCUCGCUACCGUGCCCAGGUGUACGAGCAGCUGGAGCUACAUGGCCUUCUGCAGGGCGAGCCAGAGAUGCAGAGACCGUUCGCCCUGCCCCUCCAGCCCCUUGCAUCUCCCAGCAGUCCCCAGCACUGGAAGGCAGUGUCCUCACUCCCUCGCACAGAAGAGCUGGCAGCUGAAGACACAUGUGCUGGCCCCAUCCUCCAGGAGAAGCCCUUGGCAUCUUCUCCUCGGCAUUCAGCAGUGGAUCGGUCCCCACCUGCUGCAGGCCCUGCCCCAAGGAGCCAUGUGGAAGCCCUGCCCUAUGAUGAACGGCCUCUUCCUGUCACUCGCAAGCAGUUGGAGGAACCAUCUGCAGAGCCAGAAGUGAGAGAGGCAGACAGUGAUGUCCGGAGACGGGGUGUCUCAGCGGAGCCAGAGCCCUUGACAGAGAAGGCUUUGAGAGAAGCCAGCUCUGCCAUCGACACCUUAGGCGAAGCCUUGGUGGCUGGGGCCUAUUCUAAGAUGUGGUCCUGCCGAGAAGAUGCACUGCUGGCAUUGUACAAGAGGCUGAUGGAGAUGCCUGUUGGAACCCAGAAGGAAGAUUUGAAAAACAUGCUCAGAGCAUCUGUCUUUCUCAUCAGAAGAGCCAUAAAGGACAUUGUAACCUCAGUCUUUCAGGCUUCACUGAAACUGCUGAAGAUGAUAAUUACACAGUAUAUUCCCAAGCACAAGCUGGGCAAACUUGACACAACGUACUGUGUGGAGAGAGCUAUCCCCCUUUUACUUGCCAGAACUGGAGACUCCUCUGCCCGCCUCCGUGUCAUGGCCUUGAAUUUCAUCCAGGAAAUGGCCUUGUUUAAGGAGGUGAGGUCUCUCCAGCUCAUUCCGUCUUACUUGGUGCAGCCGCUGAAGACCAAUGCUUCCGUUCAUCUGGCAAUGAGCCAGGUGGACCUCCUGGCCCGGCUGCUGAGAGACCUGGGCACUGAGGGCUCAGGCUUCACCGUGGACAAUGUGAUGAAGUUUGCAGUGAGCGCCCUGGAGCACAGGGUAUAUGAGGUGCGAGAGACAGCAGUCAGAAUCAUUCUGGACAUGUACAGACAGCACCCAGCCCUCACCCUGGAGCACCUUCCUCCAGACGACAGCACCACACGCAGGAACCUUCUCUACAAAGCCAUAUUUGAGGGGUUUGCUAAGAUAGAUGGCAGGCCGACCGAGGCUGAAGGAAAGACCCAGAAAAGAGUAGUCACAAAAGAAGCAGAAAAACAAAAGAAAGAAGAGACGAAGGCUCUACAGGGCCUGUCAGCAGCACCAAGAGAGACCCAGGCUGGAGUCCAGGAGAAGGAGAAUGAGGCUGUGAAGCUCAAGAAUCAAGACCCUCAAGGAAGGAAAGCUGCCCCACCUGACACUCCAGAAAUCCCAGAUAACCACUAUUUGGAUAAUCUGUGCAUCUUUUGUGGGGAGAGGAAUGAGUCCUUCACAGAAGAGGGCCUGGACCUCCACUACUGGAAACACUGCCUCAUGCUGACCAGAUGCGACCACUGCAGGCAGGUGGUUGAGAUAUCCAGCCUGACUGAACACCUGCUGACAGAGUGUGACAAAAGGGACGGGUUUGGGAAGUGCCCCCGCUGCAGUGAGGCUGUCCCCAAGGAGGAGCUUCCUAGGCACAUCAAAACUAAGGAAUGCAACCCUGCCAAGUCGGAGAAGGUGGCAAACCGCUGUCCCCUGUGUCAUGAGAACUUUGCUCCUGGAGAAGAGGCAUGGAAGGUUCAUCUGAUGGGCUCUGCUGGCUGCACAAUGAACCUGCGCAAGACACACAUUCUCUGCAAGGCUCCAGCCCCGCAGCAAGGGAAAGGCCCAAUGGCGUCGAAGUCAGGCACCUCAGCACCCAAGGUUGGAAGCAAGAUCCCCACCCCAAAGGGAGGCCUCAGUAAGAGUUCCAGCAGGACACACACAAGACGGUGACAGAGUUUUCAGUUCUGUCUCCGCCAGGGGCUGUGCAAGGUUCCCUGUUCUAAGCCAGUAUGUUGGCAUGGUGAUGCAGGGCUCUGUGCCCACCGUCCCUUGGCCUCUUGUGUCCUAGUGUCUACUGUCACAAGAACAGUACAUGAUAUGACCAAAGAGCCCUUUCCAAUGUGGCCGCAGUUCUGGGCCCUCUGUCAGUGCUCAGAAUGCCACAGGCACAGCACCCACCCCCUUACUACUGAGAAGACGCACCCCAGACUUGGAGCUCACUGGUGUGAGCACACAUUGGGCUUUGCACAGGGCUAAGUUGGCUUUGGUGGCCCUAGAAGACUACAGCAAGCCACACUGGGCCUGCUGUGCUGUCUCUCGUGGUCCUGUCUGCCAGGUUGUCACACUAUAUACAGCGACAAACAAUAAAGGAAAUCAAGCAAAGACAGCCACUCUAAGAGCAGGUCCCUCCUACGCACACAGCCCGAUGCUCACUGUGUACCUGUCCCUGUGGCCCCCCUGACAGCCCUGCCUUGAUGCCUUCCCUCGGUGGGUGCAGAGCCCUGAAUGAAUGGAUGCUGGAUGAUGUGUCCUGGUUACCCUACAUGCACCUGACCACAACCCACCUGCAAGCCUCAGUUUUCCUUAUGGCAAAAUUAAUGCCUUCCACAUUUGCCUAGCCCACAAAGAUGUCACACAUACCUUGCUGGCCCAGAGCUCUGUCACAUCCCGUGAUGUAACUGAACCCACAUUCCCAAAUCCUUCAUAGUGCCCGCUCACAAGUGCUUCACUGAUCAGUGACACAGACCUCAGAACACAGCUGUCAGCGGCUCACCCGUGUCCUCAUCCCUCCUGUCACCGUUCCUGCUUCCUGAGGAACUGUCCCUUUGAAAUGUCUAGGAUUGAGAACAUGAAUAUUAUAAAAUUAGGGCAUAUUUCUUUAAAAUUCCCAACCAUGUGAACCAAGCUCCAUAAAGAUGUGUGUGUGCCCGAGCAGCACCCUGGGCGCUAACCUCGUGGACUCACCCCUGCUUUUGGCAAAUGGCUCCCACUGUGCUUGGCUCAGAGUAUCAAGUGGAACAGGAUCUAUCAAGAGGAGGCUCCUGUCAGAGCAGAGGCCUUUAGUGUCAAGAAAACAGGGCAGGACUAAGAAAGCAAAGCUGGGCGCCAAGGGAUGAUAAGGUGGCCCUUCAGGUCAGAGAUGCUGGCAUUGUUUCCUAACCUGCCUUAAAGUACAGACGAUAAUGGAGAGUUAACCUCAGAACUAGACAGAAGUACAUACCUGUAAUGUUUCUAUCUGUUGUAACCCUGAGAUGCUGUAAAUCCCUUCAUUUUUAACCCAGCAUGGUGGCUCACCCCUGUACUCCUAGCACUUGGGAGGCUGAAGUUAGAAGCUCAGAGGGAAGCCUGGGCUACAGAGUGAGACCGGCUCAGAAUAAGACAGAGCAACAAAGAGUACUUCAUUUUUAGCUCUCAUGUUUUGCCUGUUACAGAAUCAUGAGUUUCUGCAGAGGUGACUGGCAGGCAGUAUUGGCAGCCACAAAGCUCCACAUCACUGUGCUUGAUUCAGGGAAGGAGCUACGUACCCCCAGCCCUUCAUAAUAUCUAAGUGGAUCACUCCUCAAACCUUCACGUAUGCUACAUUGUGGAUAUUUAAUAUUUAUUUAUAUUAUUUUCAUAAAAGAUUCUACUUAAUUUAAAAGAAUUGUGUCAUAUCUGAUACUAAAAUACAAAUGUAAAUACCUCUAAUGAAAAUUUGCAACUUUUUAAUGUUUUAACAUAGUUUUCUAUUUGUCUUUAUUUCAGGUAUAGAAUAAUAUAUUUUUAUUGUUGCUGUUUGAGGGUUUAUGUGCUAAUUUGCCUUGUGUACACUAAUACAGUAAAGAUCACUCA
Molecule: messenger RNA, 4902 nt
Organism: Rattus norvegicus (Norway rat)
Lineage: Eukaryota; Metazoa; Chordata; Mammalia; Rodentia; Muridae
Gene: Cep104
Product: centrosomal protein 104
Cellular component (GO): spindle pole; cilium; centriole
Source: RefSeq, marked validated